AUGCCAAUCAAAAUACCGAAAGGAACGGUUAUCCCUGGGAUAGAGAAUAAUGAACAAUUCAAGGUUUGGGUUGAUGCCAAUUCUCAUUCUAAUUUAACAAUGGAUCAUAGUCAAUUAGGUGGUAUAGGAUUGUUUUAUGAGUCAAAAGAACCAAUACAAGAUGAAGAAGACCCGGUUAUACUAAGGGUUCCAUCAGACUCAAUUGUUGACUUACAUAAAUUAUUUGACAUGCUAGAGGAAUUAAAAGUUAGAGAUCGUUCUCAAAUUGAUGGUCAAAUCUCAGAAUCUAAAGUAAUUGUUGAAUCGAUACAAUCUAUGGUAAUUAGAACAGAAACAGACAUAUUGAUGGCAUACAUAGUGGCAUUGAAGAUUUUGAAAAGUUACAGAGAAAAUUCAGGGCAAGUGAAGGAGUAUUUCAACUCGCCAAUUAGUAAAUAUAAUACCUAUUUGAAUAUUUUAUCAAAUACCAAUGUUAGCAAUCCUCAUAAAGACGAUAUACUUAGUAUGGAACAUAAAGUUAAGGAAAACUAUAUAGUCAAAGCAACGAUUGGAUUUAAUUAUGAAGAAUACAUUACUAAAAUGACAGACUGUUUUCCGCAGCUAAAUAUGAAAGAAUUAAUGCCAUUCGAGACAUAUUAUCAAUUACAUAGAGCGGUAAUGUCAAGAUCAUUAGAGAUACCUCGAGGUUUGGAGGAGGAAGAAGACUCAGACGAUUAUGUUGUAGAUGUUUCUUUGGUCCCAAUUUUAGAUUUUGUUAAUCAUAAUAGAUCAAGUAAUUCUUACUUUGACAUUGACAAAGAUACCAAUGAUGUGAUUUUAAAAUUAAAGUCCAAUGAAGUUAAAAAAAAAGUUGGUAAAUUCGAAAUAACUAUAACUUAUGAUGAUCUCGAUUAUACAACAGACUUUUUUAUAGCUUACGGAUUCAACAUGCCGUAUGAAUCAGAAGAAUGA
Lodderomyces pseudojiufengensis is the source of this 951-nucleotide messenger RNA. RefSeq names its product cytochrome c lysine N-methyltransferase (gene CTM1). The record is from RefSeq and is a predicted model, not a curated record. Lineage: Eukaryota; Fungi; Ascomycota; Pichiomycetes; Serinales; Debaryomycetaceae. The transcript has a single exon. Bases 1 to 951 code for a protein of 316 amino acids.